UUGAUUUGCAACUUUCGAGGGUGGGUCUCUACAAGAACUUCAGGGCUUACGUAUAGAUGAGGUGUGUUGCUCUCUAGCGAGAACAAAGCUGGCUGGAACGGGAAGCCUCUGUGGUGCUCCUCACCGUGAAGAGCAUCUUGUGGCACCCGACGCUUUGGGAAGAAUGUUUCAGUCAUUUAGAAAAUGGUUCUGGUCAGAGGAAUUCUGGCUUCCUCCAACAAUGAAGUGGUCACAACUGGAAGAUCAUGACGGGCUCGUGUUUGUUAAAGCUUCCCAUUUGUACAUGACUAUUCCAUAUGCCCUUCUCAUGAUGGUCAUCAGGUACUUCUUUGAAAAGUUUGUUGCCUUACCUGUAGCAAAUGCACUUGGCAUUCAAAAGACACAGCAUAAAAUUAAACCAAAUGCCAUCUUAGAGAAUUUUUUCAAGCAUUCCACAAGUCAACCAUCACAUACUGAUGUUUAUGGACUGGCAAAGAAGUGUAACUUGACAGAGCGCCAGGUUCAGAGAUGGUUUAGGAUUCGGCGGAAUCAAAACAAGCCUUGCAGGUUGAAGAAAUUCCAGGAAUCUUGCUGGCGGUUUACAUUUUACUUGUCGAUAACUGUGGCUGGAGUCGUGUUUCUUUAUGAUAAACCGUGGGCCUAUGAUAUGUGGGAGGUGUGGCGUGACUACCCCACACAGCCUCUGCUGCCUUCCCAGUACUGGUACUACAUUUUGGAAAUGAGUUUUUAUUGGUCACUGCUAUUUAGCCUGGGCACUGAUAUCAAGAGGAAGGAUUUUCUUGCUAAUGUCAUCCACCACCUGGCUGCUAUUAGCCUGAUGAGCUUCUCCUGGUGUGCUAAUUACGUCCGCAGUGGGACCCUCGUGAUGCUGGUGCAUGAUGUGUCUGACAUUUGGCUGGAGUCUGCUAAGAUGUUUUCAUAUGCUAGAUGGAAGCAAACCUGUAACCUCCUGUUCCUCAUCUUCUCUGUCGUAUUCUUCAUCAGCCGAUUCAUUAUUUUUCCAUUCUGGAUUUUGUACUGCACACUGAUUCUGCCUUUGCACUACCUCGAACCCUUCUUUUCGUACAUCUUCCUCAACCUACAGCUCAUGAUCCUUCAGGGCCUUCAUCUUUACUGGGGUUACUUCAUCCUGAAGAUGCUCAAUAGAUGCAUAUUCACGAAGAGCAUUCAAGAUGUGAGAAGUGACAAUGAAGAGGAAGAAGAAGAGGAGAUGGAAAAGGAGGAGGAAGAAGAAGAGAAGGAGAAGGAAGAGAGUGCCAAAGGCAAAGAGACAGAAUAUUUGAAGAACGGCCUCGGAACCGACAGGCAUCUCAUUCCCAAUGGUCAGCAUGGCCGUUAGCUUGAAGCCCAGGAGCUCCCAUGGCACCGUGUGCUGCCAGGAGCUUGGGAAGCCUGAACUGCUCUCCACCCACUGCUGUGAGCCCACAGAGACGCCAGCUUGCCCUUAUUUUAUUUUAUUUUAUUUUAUUUUAUUUUAUUUUAUUUUAUUUUAUUUUAUUUUAAUGUUUUUGAGAUAGAGUCUCCUACGUUGCCCAAGCUGGCCUCCAACCCCGCCAUCCUGCCUUGUGACAAAAUGUUAAAAGGUGGAGCACCCAUGGGUUCCCAGCAGUUAAGCUCAAGCGGGUCAGAGAGUUCAGGGAUUUCUUCAGGCAGGUGUCAGUUCUUGUUGUGUUCUCUCCUUACAGAAUUUGAAGCAGUUGACUUUCUCAGGAACUCGUUUUGGUUGGACAUUUUUUACCUUCCCACCUUGUACAUGCUCAGGGUGGCUUGAUGGAUUGCAGGAACCCCAGCUUCUCCAGGUGCUUAGCCACACCUAGCACCUCAUCUUCCAAAACUGUGUUUGAAGUGGCAAGAGGGCAGUUGCAGAGCCAGAGAGGGGCAGGCUUCCCGGGUUCACAAGCCACCUUGGGCAGCGAGGUGCUUUGCUCCACAGUGCUUCUACUCCACUACCUCACAGAAUUAGGGUACAGAUCAAAUGAGAGAAUAGAAGGGGGUGCUUGUGUCUCCUGCAGGUGUUAGUAAACCUCGUUGCACUAUGAUUACAGCUUUGACCAAAGAGACAACCCUGGCUGAAAUUGAUAUGAAAGACCCCAUCUUAAAAAUGGCUCUUACUGUGUAAGAUACCUGGAGAUACAGAGGCCGGAAGCCUGUUUCUGUUGGGAUUGGUAACUACAUUGCUUCCAGGGAUAAUUCUCAGAUGACCAGGGCAGAGAGAAGAGAACACUGCUGGGAAAGCUGCCCUGUGCUGGCAGCCCGGAGCCCCUUCCUCAGGCUUGCAGAAAGGCCAUGGGCUGUGAGGGUAGCUUGGGGGGCCUUUGUGGAGAACCGUAUCACCCAGAAGCCAGCCCCAGGGGGUCAUGCGUGGAGCUUCACCCUGGGAAGGAACUCGUGGAAGAAGAAAGCAGAAGCCACGCUGUAGUCUUGAUAUGCCACUCAUUCUGACUACUGAACAGUAAAGCACCCAGCAGGCCACCAGGGGCCUUAAGUAGCAAGAGUCUUGUGCCCACUAAAUAGUCUGAGAGUUUCAGUCUUUAAUUUUUCAAUAGUGUGUUUUUAAAAACCUUCAGGCUAAGCAAAAACGAGCAAGCAAACAAAAGUCCUUCAGAAUUCUGUUCCCAACAAAAAUGUCUUGUUAAAGAAUUGUAGGAAAGACAGGAAAACAAGCCUCAAAUUAAUACUUGUUUUAUGAGCACACUACCAUGUGCAUUGUAUCUGCAAUGUGAUCUCAUAUCUAAAAUGUCUCCACUCACUUUAGGGCAUAGCUGUUGGUUUAUUGUUCUUACUUUGGUGAAAGGUCACACUAAAAUAUUUUUUAUGUGUUCAGUUAAUGAAGAAUUUUUCCUUGAUUUAUUUUGGUUUUCUUUGACUGCAGAACCUUUUUUUUCCUUGCUUACAGUGAAACAUUGUUUAAUCUUAUACCCUCCAACUCUUUUUUUUUUCCUGUCUUUGACUGUGGAAGGUAAAACUGGUAUGCUAACUUCAGCUCUAAACAGCUGAAGCACUGUACUUCAGAAGAGGUAGAGGUAUGCUCUGUAGCAUCCUUGGGGGCUCCUGUGGUUAGGACAGGUACCGCCCUUUCCUAUGGCAAACAAGAGUUCACGUUUGUGCAAGGUGACUUUGUAAAAUUCUAAGCCACAGUAACUUACAAUAAAACAAAGACAAACCCCACAGUGCAUGGUG
This is a messenger RNA of Meriones unguiculatus (Mongolian gerbil), 3180 nucleotides long. It is a transcript of the gene Cers3, whose product is annotated as ceramide synthase 3. The record is from RefSeq and is a predicted model, not a curated record. Gene Ontology annotation, molecular function: DNA binding; sphingosine N-acyltransferase activity. Gene Ontology annotation, cellular component: membrane. NCBI's taxonomy places the organism in Eukaryota, Metazoa, Chordata, Mammalia, Rodentia, Muridae. The transcript is spliced from 11 exons. Gene Ontology annotation, biological process: ceramide biosynthetic process. The coding region runs from base 164 to 1339 and encodes 391 amino acids.